Molecule: messenger RNA, 868 nt
Organism: Triticum aestivum (bread wheat)
Lineage: Eukaryota; Viridiplantae; Streptophyta; Magnoliopsida; Poales; Poaceae
Product: CBS domain-containing protein CBSX3, mitochondrial
Exons: 6
Coding region: 101-718 (205 amino acids)
Source: RefSeq, a predicted model, not a curated record
UCACAACAUAAACACCAUCCUCACGGACCCAUUCGAUCCAAGGGGCGGCUGCUAGCUAGCUGCAAUCUUCAGCACAACUGCAAGUUCGAGCAGAUACAGGAUGCAAGGAAUCGCCAAGGCGCUGAGCCAGCACGGGAAGCAGCUGAGGCUCGCCGUGCUGCAGCACAUGAACAAGGGGAUCUUCUCCUGGGCCACCCUCAUCUCGCGCAUACAGAGCGAGUCCCCGGCCGUGAUCAUCCCCCACAUGGGGCUGGAGAACAUCACCGUCCGGGAAAUCCUCAGGGCCAAAGGGGAGGCCCAGUCCAGGGCGGUCUACUGGUGCAGCACCACCCAUUUGGUGCAUGAAGCCGUCAAGCACAUGACGGCCAAUAAUGUGGGAUCUCUAGUCGUGCUCAAGUCGGGGGACGACAAGCAGCUGGCAGGGAUUGUAACUGAAAGAGAUUUCGCUAGGAAGAUCCUCUUACCCGGGCGACCCUCGGAGGAAACAAGAGUUGAAGAUAUCAUGACAGAAGAGAACAAGCUAAUCACUGUAUCCAGCAAUACCAAUAUUCUGCGUGCGAUGGAGCUAAUGACAGACGAGCACAUUCGACACGUCCCAGUUUUCGACGAGAAGGUGGUUGGUAUGAUCUCCAUUGGCGAUGUGGUCAGAGCAAUCGUGGACCAACAGCACCAAGAAGUGAAACAACUGAAGAAGUACAUCACUGGAGAUUAUUAUUAGCAUGUAGCUCUGGUACAGUCCAUGUAAUUACUCAUAAUAUUAACCAUGAAUUAUAUCUUCCCCGGUAUUGCCAUUUGGAGUGAGUAACUACUGUCUUUACACUUGCACUUUUACAACACUGAGCUUUGUGUUUUCUCUUGGGCUGUGAAA